AUGUCAAAGUUUUACGAAUUCACCGUUGCCGACAAUAAGGGAAAGGAGUUCCCGUUUGAGAACCUCAAGGGCCAGGUUGUGCUUGUGGUGAACACUGCCUCCAAGUGUGGGUUCACCAAGCAGUACAAAGAGCUGGAAGAAAUUUACCAGAAGUACAAGGACCAAGGGUUUGUUGUGAUUGCUUUCCCAUGCAACCAGUUUGGACACCAGGAACCAGGCACAGACGACCAGAUCGUGGAGUUCUGCAGCAGAAACUACGGAGUGGACUUCCCGCUGAUGAAGAAGGUCGAUGUGAACGGCCCUAAUGCAAGCCCAGUGUUUGAGUGGCUGAAGCGCGAAAAGCCAGGUUUACUAGGGUUCAAGGGAAUCAAGUGGAACUUUGAGAAGUUCCUGAUCGACAGAAACGGAAAUGUGGUUCGCAGAUACUCUUCCGUGAAGACCCCGUCAAAAAUUGCUGCAGACAUCGAGAGCCUGCUCAACGAACCAAAAAGCGCGCCUUAA
This is a messenger RNA of Ogataea angusta, 501 nucleotides long. RefSeq lists its product as uncharacterized. The record is from RefSeq and is a predicted model, not a curated record. Lineage: Eukaryota; Fungi; Ascomycota; Pichiomycetes; Pichiales; Pichiaceae. The transcript has a single exon. Gene Ontology annotation, biological process: response to oxidative stress. Bases 1 to 501 code for a protein of 166 amino acids. Gene Ontology annotation, molecular function: glutathione peroxidase activity.